This is a messenger RNA of Pantherophis guttatus, 5993 nucleotides long. RefSeq lists its product as uncharacterized. Gene Ontology annotation, cellular component: nucleoplasm. The record is from RefSeq and is a predicted model, not a curated record. Gene Ontology annotation, molecular function: DNA-binding transcription repressor activity, RNA polymerase II-specific; RNA polymerase II cis-regulatory region sequence-specific DNA binding. Lineage: Eukaryota; Metazoa; Chordata; Lepidosauria; Squamata; Colubridae. Gene Ontology annotation, biological process: regulation of immune system process; regulation of cytokine production; negative regulation of transcription by RNA polymerase II.
GAGAAUCAGGAAGUUACUUAAUAUACAUUUCGAUUUUGAUCUUGACAGAGAUAAGCCAGAUCUGUUACCAAAGCCAGGAGAAGAAAACAAGGAGAAAAUAUGCGGAAAAGGCUCUGAUAGAAACCUCUCUAUUUCACAUGGGUAUAAGAGGGGGAGGAGUUCCAGUACAAUCAGACUUGCAAGAUUCUGCUACAAUAGCCACUCCCAAUACAGAGAGUGCCACUUUGCUGCUGAAUUAUGUCGCACGGCCUAUUGCUUCUUUAAAACCUGUCCCAUCCUGGAGAAAACUGCCUUAUUUGCCAGCUGUAUUAGAGAGAGAAAUUCUGGAUAUUCCUGCGACCUUCCGGCCCAAGAUUGACUGAAAUUGCAAACUUCGUGGUCAGCGAGGCCUGCUUUUCGAGAGGCCAUGGCGGCUGAACAGAAGGCCAGAAGAGCCGAUGGCAUCCCAAGACAGAGAGGGGUCAAAAUGGAAGAGCGUCAAACCGUCAGCCCCCGAGGUGCAGAGGGAACGGACCGUGCAGGGAAACUGCCUCGGGUCCUUCAAGUGGGCACCAUUCGAGAGUUCCUGAAUUGGGCUGCCCCACGGCAAAUGAAGCAGGAGCCCAGGGAGGACUUGCCCGAACUCUGGGAAGCCCAAUGGCAGGAGUUCCUCACUGCGCUCCGGUCCUCUCCUCUAGGGGAGGGACACCAGCAGCUGUCCGAGGGACCUGCCCCAUUGGGGGACAACAAAGCCUUCUUCGCCUCCUUUGAACGUCUGGCUGGAACCUGCCAGGUGCCCCGCCGAGAAUGGCUGGCUCGCCUGGUGCCCGUGUUGGGUAGGGAAGCCAAGGAGACGUACAGUAGCCUCAGCCUCCAGGACCGAGGCGAAUACGCCAAAGUCAAGGCGGCCAUCUUGAAAGGGGAUGCCCUCCGGAUGGAGGCGCAGCGCCAACGCUUCCGGCAGUUCCGCUACCACGAAGCCUGGGGACCCCGGGAGGUGUGCAGCCAGCUUCGGGAACUGUGCCGGGGGUGGCUGAAGCCGGAGAAGCACACUAAGGAGCAGAUGUUAGACCUUCUGGUUCUGGAGCAGUUCCUGACCCUUCUACCUCAGGAGAUCCAGAGCUGGGUGAGAGAACACGGCCCGGAGUCGUGUGCCCAAGCUGUGCCCUUGGCAGAGGCCUUUCUGAUCAGGCAGCAAGAAGCCGAAAGAAAGGGGAAGCAGACUCGGGGAACUCAAGUGGUGAACUGGGCUGAAAUAAAACCAUCUUCUGUGGGUGCUGGGCUGAAGCGGAUUCACCGAGAGUUGAAUCAAGAUGCCAGAAUCCUGGACAUGGGGAACUCUAACGGGGAGCAUGCCGAGAAGGCCCUGAACCGAAUUACCGAAAACGGGUUGAAGGCUCCCGGCAGAGCCCAGCUGGGCCAGAGGAGCUUACAAAGUUCUGAUAGCAGGACUGCUUUCCGCCCAAGCCCGGCCUUCUUCAAACACCAGCGGGGCCACGCGGCGGAGAGCCCACACCAGUGCCCUGAUUGCGGGAAGCAUUUUACGCAGCGUUCGAGCCUUACCAUCCAUCGGCGGAUCCACACGGGGGAGAAGCCAUACCCCUGUCCCGAGUGCGGGAAAUGCUUCCGCCAGAGUUCCAACCUCUUGAAGCAUCAGAGAAUCCACUCGGGGGAGAAGCCCCACCAGUGCCCGGAGUGCAGCAAAUGUUUUGCCCAGCGCUCUAACCUGCUGAUCCACCAGAGGACCCACACGGGCGAGAUGCCCUAUGUGUGCGCUGAGUGCGGGGCCUGCUUCAGCCAGCACCGGGGUCUGGUCACUCACCAGCGGAUCCACAUGGACGAGAUGCCUUACGGCUACGGUUGCCCGGAUUGUGGGAAAUGCUUCCAGCAGAACUCGGAUCUGACGAAGCACCUGCGGGUCCACACGGGCGAGAAACCUUACAGCUGCCCCGAAUGUGGGAAGAGUUUCAGCUACAGUUCCAACCUCAGCAAGCACCAGCGGAUCCACACGGGCGAGAAGCCGUACCUCUGCAACGUGUGCGGGAAAAGCUUCAGCCAUUUGUCGACUCGUAACACCCACCAGCGGGUCCACACGGGGGAGAGGCCUUACGGCUGCACCGAGUGUGGGAAAAGGUUCAUUUCCAGUUCCAAACUCACCCGGCACAUGAGAACACAUUCCAUAUACACUCCUUACAUCUGCAACGAAUGUGGGAGGAGCUUCGGUUCCCAUUCGGCCUUGACCACCCAUCAGAAGGAUCACUCGGCUGAGAGUUACAGCAUGGGCGGCUUGUGGGAGGGAGCCGAGCAGGGCCCUAGCGACUUCAUGGGCAGGGGGUCCCCUCUGUGACCGUGGCGGAGUUAGCCUAUUCCUUACGAGACUACUAGUCAGGGUGCUAGUCCCUAAGGUAUUGGAAUAUGGCAGCCUGGCUUGUGGGGGCCGGAUGUGAGAAUAGAGAGAAUGUCGGGCUAUAGAAUUUAAAUGUGGUGGUUUUGGAAGAUAGAGUUAGGCUGGAGAGAAAAAAAAAAGAUAGGGUAGUACAGAGGAUGGAGGCUUAGAUUGUCAAGUUAGUUUUAGGAAGAAAGCCAAGCCUUCGCAGAAGAGAGAGCUUUGAAGCUGGCUGCUCAUUACAAUGGCUUCCCCAGGGCCCCCAGCCAGCAUAUUUUGAGCCUUCCAUUAUUAGUGUAAUCCCACCCCCCUGCUGUAAUUUAGCUAUCUAAUAACUCUGUAGAUCCCCCCCAUAUUCAGGAGCAAGUUAUCUGUGAUUAUUGGGCACUUGUAGGUAAUAAGUGAAAACUCUAUGGUCUCCGGAAGAGGAAGGCUUGAGUUACGAUUCUGAUUUAGCAAAAAGCAAAAAGAACCCCCAUGGUUGUGAAAAAAAAAGGGGGGGAAUCCAGAGGUGGACAAAAUCUCUAGUUUCGAAGAACUAAAACGUAUUUUAUAGUAGUGGCCCCCAACCUUUUGGGAAAGAGGGACCGGUUCUGUGGAGAGAGGUUUUUCCAUGGACCGGAGGGUACAUGGUUUCAAGUGCUGCCUGCAUCCCUCGGAUGGGGCUUUGCUUGUUGGCGAGGCCCGAUUUCUGGCAUGCUGUGGCCUAGUGUUGGGUCAGGGACCAGGGAUUGAGGACCCCUGUUUUAUAGGCUUUAAUUUUUCCCUCCCCUCCCCUCUCCUUUCUUCCCGUCCUGUCCUGUCCCUUCCCCCCCUCCUCAAUAUUGCUAAAAUCCAACUUGAAGAUGGUGUCAAAAAGUUUUUGACACACUAAAUUAGCACUGCAUUGUGAUGGUGCAGUUAUGGUGAUCAUUGCAGCUUAUGCACUGUGUCCAGUUAUCCCCAGUUUAAAACGCCAGUGCAUAUGGUUUCGGGUGGCUAGGUGUCGUUCUGAAUUGGGUGCCCAUUGUCUCCCUUUGCUCGGGCAAAGUUUCACAACCUUAGCUUCAACUUUUAGGAGGAUUGGAUUUCAACUCCCAGAAUUCCCUAGCCAGUCAUGACUAGGGAACUCUGGGAGUUGAAUUCCACACCUCUUAAAAGUUGCUAAGCUUGAAAAAUAUGUGCUAGACUUUUCAGAAUGCAGAAGUACCGUAUAUAUUCACGUGUAAGCCCAUGUCUGAGUAAACAGGCCCUAAAUAAAUUGUGAAAAAACCCUGAAAAACGUGCCACUCACAGAUAAGCCAACCUGCAUUUUUCAUGACAGUUGGGUUAAAAAAUUCAAGGGUCUGCUUAGCUACAAAUGGGCCUCUAUAAGAUAUACGAGUAAUUUUUACAAUGUAUUACCGUAUAUACUAAUGGAUAAGCCAAAUCUGAUUUUGGGUAUGUUUUGGAGCCUGAAAUCCUUGGCUUAUUUGUGUGCAUACAUGGUAGAUUACAAAAGAGAGAAGGUUCUGGAAUAGAAUAUUGCUGGAUAUAGUCCAGUGGUGGGAUUCAGCUGGUUCUGUCCGGAUCGUGUGAACCGGUAGCCGCAACUCCGGGAGGCUCCGCUCAUCUGCCCGGAUGUAAUGCGCGACUACUGCGCCUUAGCGCACGCUCACAUUUGCGAACCGAUAGGGAAAGUAAGUGAAUCCCACCUCUGAUAUAGUCCUUGAUUUACAACCAUUUCAUUCAGUGGCUCUUCCGAGUUAGAACAGCACUUUAAAAAAAUGACUUACGACCGGUUAUCACAUUUACAACUGUUGCAGCAUUCCCAUGAUCAUGUGAUCAGAAUUUGAGCACUUGGCAACUGGUAUAUAUUGAUGAUGGCUGCAACUUCCCAGGGUCGUGUGAUCCCCAUUUGAGACCCACCCAGCCAGCUUCCAACAAGCAAAAUCAGCGGGGCAAGCCAGAUUUGGUUAACCACCAUGUGAUUCACUCAACCGCAUUGAUUUACUUAACAAUCCUGGCUAGAAAGAUUGUAAAAUUGAGUGUGGAUUCAUUUAACUACCGGAAACGGAAAUUCUGAUCCCAAGGACAUAAGUCAUAAGUCAAGGACUACCUGAAUUCCACCCGGCCUUGCCCUCUUCUAGCAUACUCCAUUCUGUUCUUUUCAGCCUUAUGUCCUUCAUUUUUCCACAGAAAUGUAAGCAGUAUGCUCCAUCCCAUAAUUAGGUAGACCAGGUUGCCCUGAUAGACUGGUCCCACUGGAGGAAAAACUCCACAGAUACUAGCAUCCCAUCAGGUAUACCUGAAUAAUUAACUCAAUUAUCAAGCUAAUUUAGGUCUCCCACUUUGGAUUUAGAGGUCUUUUUUUGUGAAAUCAUGUUUUAUUUUUCGCUAGAGCAGAGAUGGGGAAAGGUGGCCCCUUCAUGACUUGUGGACUUCAACUCCCAGAAUUCCUGAGCCAGCAUGGCUGACUCAGGAAUUCUGGGAGUUGAAGUCCACAAGCCAUAAAGGAGAUCAUUGUUCUCCAUCCCUGCUCUAGAGCUUUGGCUUUCUUAAGCAAGUUUGUCCCUUUUAGGUAGAUGGGGUUUUGAGUGACCCCCAAAACGGUCUUGUCACAAAAUGGCUUUUGUUAACUUUUCCCAACCUGCCCUCACAAGCAUACACGCAUUCAUACGCAAGACCCAACAUUUCACAAGAUUGCUGCCAAGAAGGCGGUGCUCUUAUAAAAUGGUAGCCAAAAAUCAGAAAGGAGUUUGCUGGCUCCCUUUGCCAACCAACAUAUUUUAUAAAGAGGCCUACGCUUUUCGUUCAGCUGCAGUUAGCUUCAUCGGAUGCAUAGAAGUCAUUCGCGAAAGCUUAUGUUGAUUGUACAUUUGCUCAAAGCCAGCAAAUUCUGUCAUUUGGGGGGAAGUGGCAUGAACAUCUGGCUAAACCAUGGUUUGCCUAGCAAUACUCAAGAUGGCGGAAUUUGCAAAAUUGCUAAGGCAUAAAUCCAGAUAAAUCCUUUACUUAAUGGCUGUUUGCUUAGUGACAGUUCAAAGUUACAACGGCCCCGGAAAAAGUGAUUUAUGACCUGUUUUUCACACGACAAUGGCAGAUCACAUGAUCCCCAUUCAGAUGAUUGGCAACUGGCAUGUAUUUAUGAUGGUUUCACUGUCCUGGGAUCAUGUGAUCCCUUUUUUUGCGACUUCCUGACUAACAAAGUCAAUGGGGAAGCCAGCUUCACUCCACAACCCUGUUACUGAUUUAAAAAACUGCUGUGAUUCACUUAACAACCAUGGCAAGAAAGGUCAUAAAAUGGGGCAAAACUCACCAGCUGUUUUGUUUAGCAACAGAAAUUUUGGGCUCAGUUACGGUUGUAAGUAAGGACUACCUUUAAAUUGAUUGUGAACCACGGUUGACUGAUUUGCACAAUUUGGGAAGGUAAAUUUGAACAGGCCCCAUUAUAAUGCCAGGGCCUAUGUGUCCCCAUUGUGUUAAGAGAAGGCUGAGAGGAAGAUUUGAUCCCCUUCCACCUUCAAUAACUCUAGUUCCCAUUAGUGGGUGUCCUUGACAAAUUAUUUUCAAAAGAACGUGACUUUGGACAAAAAGAGCAUCCUUUAGUCCAGGAGUGGGCAACUGUGGCCCUUUUACAACCUGUGGACUUCAACUCCCAGAAUUCCUG